Molecule: messenger RNA, 2186 nt
Organism: Colossoma macropomum (tambaqui)
Lineage: Eukaryota; Metazoa; Chordata; Actinopteri; Characiformes; Serrasalmidae
Product: interleukin-1 receptor type 1-like
Exons: 10
Coding region: 184-1737 (517 amino acids)
Biological process (GO): signal transduction
Source: RefSeq, a predicted model, not a curated record
UGGGUGAGGAUUCCUAUUCAAAUCAUCAGUUCAAAUGACUUUGGUUUGGGUCAACAGGGCUGAGUCAGGAAAACUGACACAAACAGAAACUGUAAGAGAAGUAGCCAACAUUGGAAAGCAGAAAUCUGCUUUAGUCCCUUUAUUCUACAAGAAGGUUGUUCCUCAGUUUUUAGUCAGAGAAAUAUGAAAGGCGUUUUGUUUCUGCUUUUAAGUUGGGCAACGAGUGUCUCAAUGUCCAAAUGCAGAGCCCAACAGAGGGAGACAUACGCCAUCGAGGGUGACACUGUUGGACUCCGCUGUUACACAGGAGAGGUCAAGAACCUGACGUUCAGCUGGACCAAAGAUAACGACACUGUAAUAUCAACAAGCCGACAUGUAUUUAAAGGGAGUUCCUUGUGGUUUUUGAAAACGGUGUCAUCCGACAGUGGCCAUUACGUGUGUACAAGCCCAGAAACGCCGCAUGUGGAAACUAGAGUGCUACUCUCUGUCGAAAAAGGAAAAUGUCCGAGAGCUCUGGCGCCCGUACAGGUCACGGAGGGAGAACACGUCAACCUGACUUGCGCUGAAGAUUCCAUUGAGACUCUGGGACAGACAUUGCAAGUGCAGUGGUGGAAGGACUGUGAAUCUACAGGAGUGCAAGGCGAGGAAAUUAGUCUUGACGUAUCAAUGGACAGCACAGGUAACUACACUUGUGUGGUCAUCUUCAGAUAUGAAGGGGAAAACUACACUACCUCUCACACUCGUCAGCUCAAAGUGCUAAAGAAAGAGCCUGUGGAGAAGCCUGAAGUAAUACAUCCCCGUAACGAGAUUCUGUAUGUCAAACCAGGUAUGAGAACCAAGCUGGAGUGUACUGUUUUCAUUGGUUCAGGAGACGAAGCCCAGGAAGAUGUGUCUGUAUAUUGGACAGUAAAUGAUGAAUUCAUUGACGGAUUUCCACAGCUUCAGGAAAACAUUACUUCUCAGAUGAGGGAGGAUGAUCGAAUUUAUUACAAAUCUACACUGUUCAUUUCUGAAGUUAAUGCCACGUUUUUUGAUGUACCUUUCAAAUGCAUUGUUCUGAGCUCUAGGGGAUCGGAUACGGGCCUGGUGUGGCUUAGCCAAGGUGAUCAAAGUACCACCCAGACACUACUGAUUAUUGCUCCGGUGCUGAUAAUUGUUGUGGGCAUUGUGCUAUUCAUGUUCUUCAAAAUAGAUAUUAUUUUAGCCUAUCGUCAUCUGUGCGGCAAAAGCAAAACUGCUGCACAUGCGAGCAAGAUAUACAAUGCAUAUGUGUGUUAUUGCAAUGACGACAACGCUGGUUCAUCAACGGCAAAGAACUUGGCUCUGAGGAUCAUGCCUGAGGUGCUGGAGCAGCAGCACAACCUCAAACUGUUCAUACACAGCCGUGAUGACGCUGGCACAGAAGCAAAUGUUUCCAACAUGACUGAUGUGGUGGGCCAGAGCAGGACGGUGCUGCUCGUCCUUCCAGGAUCAAGUCCAGCCAAUCACAGUAAAGAAGAAAGCAACAUUCCACUGAGUGCAGGCCAAGAUAAUGCCUCACACUGCCGGGACCUGUAUUCUGUCAUUGCUCAGUCUGGUGUUCCAGUAAUUGUGGUUGAAAGUGGUGAGAAUGCCGAUUACUCACUGUUGCCGGAGUCCAUCCAGUCCAUCAUACAAAGGAAUGGGGUGCUGAGGUGGAGCCCUGCAGUGCAGCCCAGUGGCCGUUUCUGGAAGCACCUCCGAUAUCAUAUGACCUGAGAAUUCCAACAACUGUAUAGAUACACACCAGUUUAAAUGUUUGGAAUCACUUGGCAUAUUAAUAAAUGCUGUUUUUUACAUACAAUCAUAUCUGAAGUAAACUGAAGGAACACCAAGAAGUUAUUAAAUGAUAAUUAAUAUACUGUAGUUGUAUACAUACAAUCUUUUUUGUCAAGUUAUCUGCCUCGACUUUUCAAAUAUGCUGCAUAAUGUAUAAUCAUUUUAUCCAGAAUUCAUUGUCUAUGCUUUCUCAGUCAUUUUAGAAAUGUUUAUAGCUCUGUUUAACAAACGCUUUUUUAAUGGCUUCCUAGCUUCCUAUAAAUUAUUUUAAAACUGUGAAGCAUUUAAUGCAUUCACAUAAAUUGGUUUUGUAUUAUUGAAAAUGUGGUUCCACACUUUUGAAUUGUAAUUGUCACAACUAAAUACAUAACAGCAUUAAUGCUGAAAUG